This is a messenger RNA of Zygotorulaspora mrakii, 2856 nucleotides long. RefSeq names its product MCM DNA helicase complex subunit MCM4 (gene MCM4). Bases 1 to 2856 code for a protein of 951 amino acids. Gene Ontology annotation, cellular component: nucleus; MCM complex. The transcript has a single exon. Gene Ontology annotation, biological process: mitotic DNA replication initiation; double-strand break repair via break-induced replication; DNA replication. The record is from RefSeq and is a predicted model, not a curated record. Gene Ontology annotation, molecular function: single-stranded DNA helicase activity; single-stranded DNA binding; ATP binding. Lineage: Eukaryota; Fungi; Ascomycota; Saccharomycetes; Saccharomycetales; Saccharomycetaceae.
AUGCCAGAACAACCCAGCUCACCAAUCACAGGAGAUUUUGACUCCAGCUCUUCUCCAAUUAAUGCCGAGGAUUCUCAACUUCCUCCGGUAAGUUCACCAGUGACUGGUAACUUUGAAUCGACAUCCUCACCGAAUCGUAAUGCACAGAGUUCCCUACCGCCAGAGCCAAGCUCUCCCGCAUUAUUCUAUAACACUUCAUCCUCACAGCCAGAUACUUUUGGACAAAGUCAAUCAGCGGGGCAAAGACAAGGCAAUAGAAAUGUUGGCGCUGCGAUAGGUUCAUCGCCUUUCAAUUACCCAUCUUCUCAUCAAUCCUCUACUGGCUCUGAAAUACACAGGAGAAAUGAUGCUGCAAGGUCUGGAAAUACACCUCGUACUGCUGGCAUUUCAGAGAGGUGGAGCGAUAGAGCUGCUCCCAAAUCGUCGUCGUCAUACGGUGGUCGGCCCACAGGUCGUUCGCAGGCGAGACGAAAUGAUAUCCAUGCAUCAGAUCUUUCAACACCGCGGCGAAUAAUUGAUUUCGAUUCACGGACAGGUGUGCCUGCCUCCUCAUCUUCAGACAUUCCUUCUGAUGCUGGCGAACCAUUACGAAUUAUUUGGGGUACCAAUGUUAGUAUCCAAGAAUGUGCUAAUAGCUUUCGAAGUUUUUUGAUGUCUUUUAAGUACAAAUCUCGUAAAGUAUUCGAUGAAAGAGAGCAGUUAAUCGAUGAAAGCGACGAAGAGUUGUAUUAUAUCAAACAGUUAAAUGAGAUGAGAGAACUAGGAACUACAAAUUUGAAUCUCGACACCAAAAACCUAUUAGCGUUCAAGCAGACGGAAGAACUCUUUCAUCAAUUACUCAACUACCCCCAAGAAGUAAUUUCGAUCAUGGAUCAAACCAUCAAAGAUUGUAUGGUGUCAUUAGUUGUUGAUAACAAUUUAGAGUACGACUUAGAUGACAUUGAAACGAAAUUUUAUAAGGUUAGACCUUACAACAUUAAUUCGACAAAAGGGAUGCGUGAAUUAAAUCCAAAUGACAUCGACAAACUUAUAAGCGUACGAGGACUCGUCCUUAGAUCAACUCCUAUAAUACCCGAUAUGAAAGUUGCUUUUUUCAAAUGCAAUGUUUGUGAACAUGCUAUGGCGGUAGAAAUUGAUAGGGGUGUUAUUCAAGAACCGGCAAGGUGUGAACGUGUAGAUUGUAAUGAAGCAAAUUCUAUGUCAUUGGUGCAUAACCGGUGUUCUUUCGCGGACAAACAAGUAAUAAAGCUGCAAGAAACACCAGAUUCCGUUCCGGAUGGACAAACUCCACAUUCCGUGUCACUUUGUGUUUAUGAUGAGCUGGUUGAUUCCUGUCGUGCCGGUGACCGAAUUGAGGUUACAGGUACAUUCAGAUCAAUUCCUAUAAGAGCGAAUUCAAGGCAACGUGUUCUAAAAUCGCUAUACAAAACAUAUAUUGACGUUGUUCACGUAAAAAAAGUUUCAGAUAAAAGGCUGGGUGUUGAUACUUCGACGGUUGAACAGGAGCUUUUGCAAAAUAAAAUUAAUAAUAGUGAAGUCGAAGAAGUGAGAACCAUUACAGAUAAGGAUGCCACAAAAAUCAAAGAAGUAGCUCAGAGAUCAGACCUCUAUGAACUGCUAGCACGUUCGAUUGCUCCAAGUAUAUAUGAAUUGGAGGAUGUUAAAAAAGGUAUUCUACUUCAACUUUUUGGAGGCGCAAAUAAAACAUUUUCGAAGGGUGGGCGUUAUAGAGGUGAUAUUAACAUCUUACUUUGUGGGGAUCCUUCCACUUCAAAAUCUCAGAUUCUACAAUACGUUCACAAAAUUGCUCCUCGUGGUGUAUACACGUCUGGUAAAGGUUCCUCUGCAGUUGGUCUAACCGCAUACAUUACACGAGAUGUCGACACCAAACAACUUGUUCUAGAAAGUGGUGCCCUUGUUCUCUCCGAUGGUGGUGUGUGCUGUAUUGAUGAAUUUGAUAAAAUGAGUGAUUCGACUCGAUCCGUUUUGCAUGAAGUCAUGGAGCAACAAACAAUAUCUAUAGCGAAAGCGGGAAUUAUUACAACUCUAAAUGCUCGUGCCUCUAUUUUAGCGAGUGCGAAUCCCAUUGGAUCGCGAUACAACCCCAAUUUACCUGUCACAGAGAAUAUUGAUUUACCACCACCCCUCCUUUCAAGAUUCGAUCUAGUUUAUCUGGUUCUUGAUAAAGUUGAUGAAAAUACUGACAGAGAACUGGCACAGCAUUUAACAAAUCUAUACAUCGAAGACAAACCUGACCACGUCUCGGUCGAUGAUGUGCUUCCGGUGGAGUUUCUGACGGCCUACAUCAAUUACGCAAAAGAGAUCAUAAAGCCCGUCAUCACGGAGAGGGCCAAAACGGAACUGGUAAGAGCAUACGUUGGAAUGCGUAAAAUCGGUGAUGACUCCAGAUCAGACGAAAAGAGAAUAACUGCUACUACUAGGCAACUAGAGAGUAUGAUUCGUUUAUCCGAAGCACAUGCAAAAAUGAGACUUUCUUCUGAAGUAGAACUAGUGGACGUCCAGGAGGCUGUAAGAUUAAUUCGAUCUGCGAUAAAGGAUUAUGCAACUGAUCCCAAAACCGGAAAAAUCGAUAUGAGCUUGGUACAAACCGGGAAGUCUGUUAUAGAAAGAAAGCUGCAGGAAGACCUGGCCAAAGAAAUACUCAAUUUGCUUGGGGACCACUCCUCAGAUUCCAUGAGCUUGAACGAGUUAGCAAAACAGAUCAACGAACAUUCGCAAGACCGGGUGGAUUUUUCCGACAUUUCUGAUGCGUUAUCAAGACUUCAGCAAGAAGAUAAAGUCAUUGUUUUAGGAGAAGGCGUCAGAAGAUCCGUGAGACUGAAUCGCCGAAUGUAA